Molecule: messenger RNA, 2336 nt
Organism: Seriola dumerili (greater amberjack)
Lineage: Eukaryota; Metazoa; Chordata; Actinopteri; Carangiformes; Carangidae
Gene: prcp
Product: prolylcarboxypeptidase
Exons: 9
Coding region: 404-1918 (504 amino acids)
Biological process (GO): angiogenesis involved in wound healing; negative regulation of systemic arterial blood pressure; regulation of blood vessel endothelial cell migration
Molecular function (GO): serine-type exopeptidase activity; dipeptidyl-peptidase activity
Source: RefSeq, a predicted model, not a curated record
UCGGAGCGUUUCUAGCAUCAGCGUGCACACGUAUAGAACUCGGUCUCCCAGCAUCCCUUGCGAGCGUAUUUAUAGUAGGAACCGUCUGCUGUCUCUGCUGACUGCUAGCCGGCUGCAGUUGAAUUAAAGUUGUUCAAAAUGUUGGGGAGACAUUGAACCCGAUGUUUCCUGUCCAGCAGCUGGCUGACUCUGCUCCGCGGCUGAAUGUAGGUCACAUGCUGGCAAACAACACCUCUCUGGGUUUGCUGACAGGCGAGUCUCACUUCCUUUUUUUGACGGGACAGGUCUCCUCUUCCCAGCUCAAGCAAAGCCAGAGAGAGAGAGAGAGGGAGAGAGAUCAUGCGAUCUCAUUAUCAUGUGCUGAAGAUCACUUUGUUGUGAGCUGUGUUUGACAGAGGCAGCGAUGAGGGCUGGAGGCAGGACGGGGGCUUUGGACAGGGCUGCAGCUGUCUGCAUCCUAGCGUUGUGUUGUGGCUGUUUACACGUGAUCGCCCUCAAAUCACAACUUUUCACCAGGCUCGGUGGGUCAUCUUACUCCACUGAGACUCCCAUCAGCUAUGAAACAUUUUACUUUGACCAGAAGAUUGAUCAUUUUGGAUUCCUGGAGGAAGGCACCUUCAAGCAGAGAUACCUUGUGGCUGACAAACUCUGGAAGCAGCCUGCAGGACCGAUUUUGUUCUACACCGGCAAUGAAGGCGACAUCACCUGGUUCUGCAACAACACUGGCUUCAUGUGGGAAAUUGCGGAGGAGUUGGGCGCCAUGCUGGUUUUUGCAGAGCAUCGUUACUAUGGAGAAUCCCUGCCAUUUGGACAGGACUCUUAUAGUGACAGCAAACACCUGAACUACCUGACCUCAGAGCAGGCCUUGGCAGAUUUUGCAGUCCUGAUUCAAAACCUGAAGAGCGCUUCACCCGGAGCUCAGCACAGCCCUGUCAUCGCUGUUGGAGGUUCCUAUGGAGGGAUGCUCUCUGCCUGGUUCAGGAUGAAAUACCCCAAUAUAGUUGUUGGAGCUCUGGCGUCCUCCGCACCAAUAUGGCAGUUCCCUGGCAUGGUGCCAUGUGGAGACUUCUACAAAAUAGUAACACAGGACUUUGCCAGAAGUGGCUAUAACUGUGACGCAAACAUUAGAAAGUCGUGGAAGGCUAUUAAUAAUGUCUCUUCCACUGCGGCUGGUCUUCAGUGGCUGUCAGAAGAAUUCAGCUUAUGCAGGCCUCUUAAAAACACGAAUGAUGUUAUCGCCUUCAAGAACUGGCUUCAGGAGACUUGGGUGAAUCUGGCUAUGGUGGACUACCCCUACGAAGCUAACUUCCUCCAGCCGCUGCCUCGCUGGCCAAUCCAGGUGGUGUGCAAGUAUCUUGGAUUCGAUUCCACUGUGUCCGACUACCAGCUGCUGCACGGUGUCUCUCAAGCCGCAAAGGUCUACUACAACUACACCGGAGACUCCUCCUGUCUAAACACAUCUCAGACGGCAACCGGCAGCCUCGGUUAUCUCGGCUGGACUUACCAGGCCUGCACAGAGAUGGUGAUGCCCAUGUGCACAGAUGGCGUCCAGGACAUGUUUGAACCAGGGGAGUGGAACUUCCAGGCCUUCUCCGAUGAGUGUAAUGCAAUACUUGGUGUCCGGCCACGAGCCGACUGGGCAGGCAUAGUCUACGGGGGGAAGGACAUCGCCUCUCACAGCAACAUCAUCUUCAGUAACGGAGGACUCGACCCGUGGUCGGCUGGCGGAGUGACUCGCAACAUCACAGAUUCUCUGGUUUCCAUCAUGAUUCCUGACGGAGCCCAUCACUUGGACCUCCGCUACAGCAACGACCACGACCCUCCCUCAGUCCGUGCAGCCCGAGCGUUAGAGGUGAAGUAUUUUCAGGAGUGGAUCAGACAAGCUAAAAAGGCCCCUCGGACUGCAUCGACCCCUUAGUCUCUAGAAGCAGCAGAACGUUACCAGGCUAGGAUAUCCAUGAUAUGUAUGGUGUAGCUUUAAUAUGCAUGACAGGGUGCUCUUUCCAUCAUUCCACCAAAGUUUGUCCUCUUUUAAUCAGUGUUGGGGACGUUUUUUUUUUUUUAACAUUAAAUUAAUAAAUUUUAACUUUUUUUUUUUUUUUUACUUUAGCUUUAAUUUUCAAUAUCACUCUUGAUUUUAGUAAGUGUGUUUUUUUUAUUUUCAUUUUAAUCACAAUCUCAUCAUAAUCUCAGUGCUGGAGUAUCAAACUACAAUUUUCACACUCCAUUUCUUUUAUGCCAAACUAUACAUUUCCAAGGGCUGGGAGACAGAAAGGUACUGUGUCUGUUUGUGAAGUAAAAAAAAAAAACAAAAACGAUUGAUCACAAUGUAAGUC